This is a messenger RNA of Colletotrichum godetiae, 1473 nucleotides long. RefSeq names its product thiol-specific monooxygenase. NCBI's taxonomy places the organism in Eukaryota, Fungi, Ascomycota, Sordariomycetes, Glomerellales, Glomerellaceae. The record is from RefSeq and is a predicted model, not a curated record. Bases 1 to 1473 code for a protein of 490 amino acids. The transcript is spliced from 3 exons. Gene Ontology annotation, molecular function: NADP binding; flavin adenine dinucleotide binding; N,N-dimethylaniline monooxygenase activity.
AUGUCGCCCAUGUACCUGGAAGACAAGCUUAACAUUGAUCGGGUCGCCGUCAUCGGCGCCGGGCCGUGCGGUCUGGCUGCUGCAAAGUACCUGCUAGCGGAGAAGAAGUUCUCCAAGGUCCAAAUAUUUGAGCAGAGAGAUACUGUUGGCGGCGUCUGGAUAUACAGCCCCUUGAACGUCACUGAUGGCGACUUCAGCAUUCCCAGAACACAGCCAACCAAGAACCCGGAUACGGCCAUCGCAGUCGAGGGACACGAUGCCAAGCAAUUCGUCUCUCCCGUGUACGAUUACUUGGAGACAAACAUCCCCCACACCCUCAUGAACUAUUCAGAUAAAAAGUUCCCCUCGGACGCCUCGCUUUUCCCUCCCCAUCAAAUAGUGAAGAAGUAUCUGGAAGACUAUGCCGAUGAGCUGAAACCCAUCAUCUCUCUGUCGACGCAAAUCAUCUCAGUCAGAAAGUCCUCGAGCGGCAGUGAGGUCUAUUGGGAGAUUGAGAGCCUGGACCUUCAGACACAUGAGACGAGCAAAGCGCAGUUCGACGCUGUCUUCGUAGCGAGCGGACACUACAACGACCCUUUUAUCCCAGACAUCCCUGGCCUCGCCGAGUUCGAUGAGGCACACCCAGGCUCCAUCUCACACUCAAAGUUUUACAGAAAUGCCGCACAGUACGAGGGAAAAAAAGUCGUCAUCGUCGGCAACUCGGCCUCGGGCAUCGACCUAAGCGCUCAAAUCUCAACAGUCUGCGCCCUCCCCAUCAUCAUCUCCGAAAAGACCGUCCCCAACACCCCCGCAGAAGACCGUUCGUCCUGGGCAAGGCCCGUCCCCGAGAUACUCGAAUUCAUUCCUGAGAACAGGCAAGUCCGCUUCGCCAACGGCGAGACCGAAUCGGGUAUCGAUGGCGUCGUCUUCUGUACGGGCUAUUUCUACAGCUUCCCCUUCCUCCGCGAUCUCUCCCCUCCCGUGGUCACGGACGGUGCCUACGCGCGGAACUUGUACGAGCAUCUCCUCUACAUUGACGACCCGACGCUCGCGUUCGCAGGUAUCCCGCAGCGCAUCGUGCCGUUCCCUGUAUCGGAGGGUCAGGCGGCGUACGUUGCGCGCGCGUGGGCGGAUCGUCUGCGGCUACCGACUCGCGGCGAGAUGAGGGAGUGGGAGGUAAAGAUGCUGAAGGAAAAGGGGGAGAGUAAGAUGUUGCAUAACUUGGCGUUUCCCAAGGAUCUAGAGUACAUCAACAUGCUCCACACGCGGAGCCUGGAGGCGGAGAAGAAGGAGGGUCUUGAGAAUGAUGGAGUGGGAAAGAUCCCGCCGUACUGGGAUGAUGAGAAGCGAUGGACGAGGGAGCGGUUUCCUUUGAUCAAGAUUGCGUCGAGGAAGUUAGGGGAGAGGAGGCACGAGGUCACGACGUUGGAGGAGCUUGGGUUUGACUACAAGGCUUGGAAAGCUGGGCUCGAUGAGGAGGGAAAGUUGUUGUGA